AUGUGUCCGAAAGGUUAUGAAGACAGCAUGGAGUUCCCAGACCACAGCAGACACUUGCUGCAGUGCCUGAGUGAGCAGCGGCACCAGGGCUUCCUGUGCGACUGCACCGUGCUGGUGGGGGAUGCCCAGUUCCGCGCCCACCGCGCCGUGCUGGCGUCCUGCAGCAUGUACUUCCACCUCUUCUACAAGGACCAGCUGGACAAGAGGGACCUCGUGCACCUCAACAGCGACAUCGUCACCGCGCCCGCCUUCGCGCUCCUGCUCGAGUUCAUGUACGAAGGCAAGCUGCAGUUCAAAGACCUGCCCAUCGAGGACGUGCUGGCGGCCGCCAGCUACCUGCACAUGUACGACAUCGUCAAGGUGUGCAAGAAGAAGCUCAAGGAGAAGGCCAGCACCGAGGCCGACAGCACCAAGAAGGAGGAGGACGCCUCGAGCUGCUCGGACAAAGUGGAGAGCCUGUCGGACGGCAGCAGCCACAUGGCUGGCGACCUGCCCAGCGACGACGAGGAGGCCGAAGAGGAGAAGCUGAGCCUCCUGCCCGGCAAGAGGGACUUGGCCGGCGAGCCCGGGACCAUGUGGAUGCGAUUGCCCUCGGACCCGGCGGGCAUGGCCCCGGCGGGCGGGGAGGCCGAGCCGCACGCCGCGGCCGCCAAGACAGUGGCCAGCCCCUGCAGCUCCGAGUCUCUGUCCCAGAGGACGUGCUGA
Pipistrellus nathusii (Nathusius's pipistrelle) is the source of this 705-nucleotide messenger RNA. Lineage: Eukaryota; Metazoa; Chordata; Mammalia; Chiroptera; Vespertilionidae. The record is from the annotation of a GenBank genome assembly.